Molecule: messenger RNA, 1544 nt
Organism: Folsomia candida
Lineage: Eukaryota; Metazoa; Arthropoda; Collembola; Entomobryomorpha; Isotomidae
Product: carboxypeptidase B
Exons: 7
Coding region: 102-1439 (445 amino acids)
Biological process (GO): proteolysis
Molecular function (GO): zinc ion binding; metallocarboxypeptidase activity
Source: RefSeq, a predicted model, not a curated record
UCAGAGUGUUCAGUCAUUUUGAAUAAAACUUCAAGCAAUUUCCACUUUGGUAGUCCACUAGAUACAUAACUUCAAGUUAACAGGAUUAAAGAAACAACACUAUGAACGCAGUUCCUCUCCCGGCGUCGCAAUUUGCCCUGACGGUUAACACUUUAUCAUGUUUGAUGUCUAUGACCAGCCCAAACUUCGACAGUAACGGUCGGAGAAGUUACGAAGGGUUUCAGGUUUUAUCAAUUUCCAACGUGUCUUCGCAAAACGAUGUAUUGGGCAUUCAACAAGCAAAUAUUCUUCAACAACUGUACAGUUCCAACAAGCUUUUUAAUUUUCUCGGUGAAGAUCCGAACAGGAACGGUCCCACGGAUGUCAUGAUAUGCCCCGAACAGGCAAACAACGUCAAGAAUUUGCUAUCUACAUUCGGUAUCCCUUUCACUGUGCAAUCUGAGAACUACCAACAAAAUAUUGUCUCACACGAAAACGAAAACAACCUAAUUCUCGCCGAAUCUGGGGGUAACAUGAACUGGAUAGCGUACCAGAGAUUUGCAACGAUUCAAAGCUGGAUGGAUUCCAUGGCGAGUAAAUAUCCCAAGAUUGUAACCCUCGAGACGUACGGCUCAAGCAGUGAAAAAAGGCCAAUGCGAGUCAUUAAAAUUUCUGCCACGGGUAACGAUGGGAGUAAGCCAAUUGUGUGGUUAGAUGGAGGAAUUCAUGCUCGUGAAUGGAUAUCUGUCGCUACGGUCACAUACAUGGCAAAUGAAAUAAUUAAUCGCGCCGUAAGCGGCGAUAGGAACGACCUGAUUAACAAGGUCGACUGGUACAUCGUUCCCAACAUGAAUCCUGAUGGGUAUGAAUACACAUUCACUAACGACAGAUUGUGGCGUAAAACUCGAUCCAAGGCUGUAAAUUCAACCUGUUACGGAGUUGAUCCAAACAGGAACUGGGAUUUUAAAUGGGGCGGAAAAGGAACAUCAAACGAUUCAUGCGAGAUUACAUAUCGAGGCCCACGACCCGCAUCUGAACCGGAAGUGGCAUCUUCCCAAAAAUACAUUUUGAGUAUUAAGAACAGAAUUAAGUUAUUUCUAACUUUUCACAGCUACAGCCAACUACUUCUCCUGCCUUGGUCGUAUGAUAAUGUUCUCAUACCUGACAAGAGUGAUCUAGAGAAGGUUGCCAAACAAGGAGCCCAGGCCUUGGAAGCGGUUAACGGGACGAAGUACAUUGUCGGCCCGACACCACAGAUUCUAUAUUCUGCUGCGGGAACAUCAAAUGACUGGGUCAAAGGCGUAGCCAACAUCAAAUUUGCGUACACCUAUGAAUUACGUGAUACCGGGAAAGACCGAUUUCUUCUACCGCCUAAUCAAAUUAUUCCAUCUGGUAAAGAAACUUUUGUGGGUGUAACGGCCAUGGUACAGGGUGUGAUGGAUUGGUUCAAAAUCAAUUGAAGAUCUAAUUACACAAAAAUAAUGGAUUAAAUGAUACAUACAAGGUCUGUAACUCAGAUUUCGAAUUAAUAAAUAGAUCAGUGUUUCAGAAUCGCUCAAAACUUA